GACCCGGAAGCAGACGGCGGGCGUACGGACAUUUAAACGGCGCGGAGCGGCGCGGCGCGGCCGUCUGGCCCUGUUACCACACUAUGGAUCCACUGGGGCAUGCAAGAAGUGCUCCUGCCCAAGGUGCCAAGGAAGGAUUAAGCAAGCCCGCCGUUCCCCAGAAGAACGCUUACGCUCGGCUUGUGCAAAAACACCACAGCGGUCGGUUCCGGUCUUACAUGAACCGAGUUGCACAGAAGAUGCAGUUGGAAGAAAGCACGUCCAACGAGCACAGCUCAGACCUGGAGCUGCCCCUGCGGAGAGGGCUGGUGAAGGAAAACCUGGCCAGGAAUGGGUUGAAUGUGUGCAGCUAUUCCCCAGUCAGAGCAUCUCACCUGGAACAGCCUGGAGGGUUUGAGAACGAUAAACCCCAAACCCUUUUUAACAGAUGUCUUCAUAGGAAAAAUGCCAGCGUUAACUCAGAAGGAGACUUGGAGGUGGAGGAAGACUGCUAUGUGCAUCGGCACGGGGCUGCGGCUGACUCGUUAAAUCUGAGUGAUGCCAUGGGUAGGCGAGUAUCGACCGGCCUGAGACACAGCGCAGCUCUGCAGAAGUCUUCUGGUUCUGAUGAAAAGGAUGAGGAGGAUGUGUGGAGGAGGAGACAUAAGAAACGAGGCAGGUGUCCUGCCAACACUGAUAUGGCGGCUGGACACUUGUUGACUGAGCACUUUAGUGGGGAUGUGCUGGCAGCAAAUGCCAGGAGAACCAGUCUCUUGUCUGCAGGUCAAGUCCAAGGUGCAGAAAAGAGAGGGUUUGCAAGGACCAGAAACAACUCAGAAUCCGCGAGAGCUCCCCAGAACUUCGAUAGGAAGAGACAACUUUCUGAAUCGCAGACAGAAACAAUGAGCAAUUCAGACAGCAGAAUAAAUCCUAGACAACUGGGAACUCCCAGAGGAGGACCCUAUGCUGCUGUCCCAACAUCUGGUGACAGAAAGAAUCGAAAUAAGCCUGCUCGAGGGAAGAAGAAGAGUAUAUUUGAAGCCUACAUGUCAAAGGAAGAUGUUUCAGCAGGACUGAAAAGGAGAGAGCUUAUUCAGGGACCCUUGAGAAUAAAUCCUAAGAAGUACCAUGAAGCCUUCAUUCCAUCUCCAGAUGGGACUCGCGAUAUCUUUAUUGAUGGAGUGGUUGCUCGCAACAGAGCCCUGAAUGGUGACAUCGUGGUGGUGAGACUGCUUCCCAGGGAGCAAUGGAAGGUAAUAAAGCCAGAUGGUAGUGACAAAGAAACAGAAGCCACGCAUGAAUCAGAUGUCCCUGAGGAUAUGCUGGGGACUUGUGUUCCUCGAGAGGCGGCAAAAGGCGGCGCUGAGGGUCCGGAUGUCAUUAUCGAAGCUCAGUUUGAUGAUAAUGAUGCAGAGCAUGGACAAGACCACUUGCCGGACACGUUGGCUCAUGACAUCAAGAAACUUUCCCUGGAUACCGCUGAAAAGGUGAAAGCUGGUGGGAUGGGUGCUGUGCACAGAACAAAACCAGAGGAGGUACCCAAGGUGAACGAUCCCAGGCUCCUCCCAGAUAAGUUCCUUCAGAGGACAGCUAAGGUGGUCUAUAUUUUGGAAAAGAAGCAUUCUCGAGCAGCUACAGGCUUCAUCAAGCUUCUGGCAGACAAGAACAGUGAGCUCUUCAAGAAGUGUGCCAUGUUCUCACCUGUGGACCAUAGAGUGCCCAGGGCCUACGUGUCUUUGGCUGAUUGCCCCUCAGACUUUGUGGCCAGACCCGAGGACUAUUCAAAUAUGCUCUUCAUUUGUCGCAUAGUGGAUUGGAAAGAAGACAGCAACUUUGCAUCAGGGCAGUUGGCCAAAAGUCUUGGUCAGGCGGGGGAAAUCGAGCCGGAAACGGAAGGAAUCCUGACAGAGUAUGGCGUGGAUUUCUCUGACUUUUCCCCUGAAGCCCUGGAAUGCCUUCCCCAAAGCCUGCCUUGGGUUAUCUCACCGGGAGAGAUGGCCAAAAGGAGAGAUUUAAGGAAAGAAUGCAUUUUCACCAUCGACCCAUCAACUGCCAAAGAUCUUGAUGAUGCUUUGUCCUGUAAACAACUCCCUGACGGGAACUUUGAAGUGGGUGUUCACAUUGCGGAUGUAAGCUACUUUGUACUGGAAGAAACAGCACUGGAUAGAGUGGCGAGCGAGAGGGCAACGAGCGUCUAUUUAGUGCAAAAGGUGAUCCCAAUGCUUCCCAAGCUGCUCUGUGAGGAGCUGUGCAGUCUCAAUCCCAUGCGAGACCGGCUGACGUUCUCUGUGAUGUGGAAGGUGACUCCAAAAGGCAAGAUCCUUGACGAAUGGUUUGGGCGGACAGUCAUCUGCUCCUGUGCAAAGCUGAGCUACGACCACGCACAGAGCAUGAUAGAAAACCCCACAAAGGUGUUCUCACCUGAAGAACUGCCCCCUAUCUCCCCUCAGCACUCAGUAGCCGAGAUCCAGCAAGCUGUGCUGAAUCUGCAUCGCAUCGCCCAGCACCUCCGCAAGCAGCGCUUCAUCGACGGUGCUCUGCGCCUCGACCAGCUGAAGCUCUCGUUUACCUUGGACCAGGAGAGUGGGAUGCCUCAAGGCUGCUAUAUCUAUCAGUACCGGGACAGCAACAAGCUGGUAGAGGAGUUCAUGCUGCUGGCGAACAUGGCCGUGGCCCAUCAGAUCUACCGCUCCUUCCCCGAGCAGGCGCUGCUUCGCCGCCACCCACCGCCCCAGAGCAAGUUGCUGAACGACUUGAUGGAGUUCUGCCACCAAGUCGGCCUUGAGAUCGACUUCAGCAGCGCGGGCAGCCUGCAUAAAAGCUUAAAUGAAACAUUUGGAGCUGACAAAUACUCCAAAGCCAGGAAAGAAGUGCUGACCAACAUGUUCUCCAGGCCCAUGCAGAUGGCUCUGUACUUCUGCACCGGUGUCCUGAAGGACGAGACCCUCUUCCGCCACUACGCCCUCAACGUGCCCUUCUACACACACUUCACUUCGCCCAUCCGUCGCUACGCAGACGUCGUUGUGCACCGGCUGCUCUCCGCGUCGCUCGGUAUCAGCUCUCCCAUCAAGAUGGAGAAGGAGGCCAUCCAGCGACAAGCAGAGCACUGCAAUGACAGGAAGAUGGCUUCCAAGAGAGUGCAGGAGCUCAGCACCGACCUCUUCUUUGCCGUCUUUGUCAGGGAGAGCGGUCCUCUGGAGUCUGAGGCCAUGGUGAUGGGUGUCCUGAACGAGGCCUUUGACGUCCUGGUGCUGAAGUUUGGAGUCCAGAAGCGAAUCUACUGCAACGCACUGCCCUUGCUGGGCUUCCACUUCCAGAAGGUUGGGAGGAAGCCAGAGCUGACGCUAAUGUGGGAGCCAGAGAGCCCAGAGCAGGAAUCUGUGUCUCAGGAGAUCACCAUUUUCACACUGGUGGAGGUGGUGCUGAAGUCGGACGGGGUUCCCCUGAAAUACAGCGCUCUGCUCAAGAGGCCCAGCACUGAGAAGUGAGCGCGCCCAGCCACAGCUCUGACACUUUGUCACCAGCGCCGCACCAGCACCCACGGGGACAGAGGGGACCCGCCAGGAGUUUGGGGAUUUGAAUUUUGAAAUUGACGUCAUUUUAUUUCUGGUUUGGAUUUUAACCCAGGGAUCGGGGUUGCCCCAGAUGGGGCAAUUUCUACUGGCAGAUAUUUUUAGCUUUAUGGUUUGUUUUUUUUUCCUUUAUGAGACUGUGGGUGCCCGUCCCUUGCCACUGGGGGUGCCUGUGGUGGGGGCUACAUGGAGGCUGAUGUCCCUGAAAGCAGAGGGGCUGCUUUAGGCUGGGUGGGCUGACCGGGCCUCUCAGAAGGGCUCCCAGCUGGGCCACGUGUCGUGAAAUAAAGCAGGUCAGCAGCCGUGA
This is a messenger RNA of Lagopus leucura (white-tailed ptarmigan), 3858 nucleotides long. RefSeq names its product DIS3 like 3'-5' exoribonuclease 2 (gene DIS3L2). NCBI's taxonomy places the organism in Eukaryota, Metazoa, Chordata, Aves, Galliformes, Phasianidae. The transcript is spliced from 22 exons. Gene Ontology annotation, biological process: miRNA catabolic process. Gene Ontology annotation, molecular function: 3'-5'-RNA exonuclease activity; RNA binding. The record is from RefSeq and is a predicted model, not a curated record. Bases 84 to 3467 code for a protein of 1127 amino acids. Gene Ontology annotation, cellular component: exosome (RNase complex); P-body.